GGGCCACACGAAUUGGAGUCUGACACAUUUGCGAUACGCGUGUCGUGUCGCGGUCGCGUUGUGUAACCCGUUGUUCACCUACGCGCGCGGCCGAAGCGACACACGUACAAAACGGAGGCGCCCGUUUCUGACGGUUCUCGACUGUUCUUUUCAAAGUCCGUCGACCACGUCAGCUCGUCCACAUGAACAAGUCCCUGCGGAACAGCUGACGACCCCCUCUCACCAUGUACACGAGAUAGUGAUCGCCCUCGAGGAUCGUCGUGGGAAGGAACAGGCGUUCCCCGCGCGACGGAUCGCACAAUAAUCGUCUGACAGAGUCAAUACGACCUCGCGGGCGCAACUUGGCGCGCGUAAUCUACCGACUGUAUUGUCGCGAGUCGUAAGAAUUGCGAAAAAUGUCGUUCAGGAAGGAUCUGAAGUUGCUCGUCAAGCCGUACUAUUUGAUAAACAUCUUCCUCAGCGUCUCCUACAUCCUCUUCAAGCGCCUUCCCGUGGUCUGCAAUUACAUAUUUUCUCAAGACGACUGCGAGUUCGAUGGGAGAGAAUCGGAGAUCCUCUUCUUCCUCAUAAUCGUCAUCAUGAUUAGGACGAGGAAGACCGGCAGCGUGACCAUGAUAAACUACCUGACGUCCAGCUUUGUGUACACCAAGGUGGCCAACUUGAUCCUGUGGUUCUACGCGGACGUGCGGAUGGGCAUUCUAUUUGCAUUUAUUUUUAUACUGUGUGGGUUGGUGCUGCCAGAGCCGACGUAUCAGGGGCCUGAGAACGUCGUCUAUCUGCGCGGCGCCGACGGACUGCAGGAGGAGCUGCAGCGCGACACCAAAGUGGCCUGGCUGGUGGCGUUCUACACCGCGUGGAAUCCAGCCUGCGUGACUUUCGCGCCGAUAUUCUCCGAGCUCUCCGCAGAGUAUGCGCUGGGGAACUUUAAGUUCGGUAAAGUGGACGUCGGAAGGUAUCCGGACGCCGCGGCGAAGUAUCACAUCAGCGACGCUAGCACGAGCAAGCAGCUGCCGACGUUGAUACUCUUCAAGAACGGCAAGGAGGUAGAGCGACGUCCAUACGCGGAUCACAAAGGGAAGCUUGUCAAGUUUCUCUUCUCGCUGGACAACGUGAAGGCUGCGUUCGAUCUCAACAAUAUAUACAGCGACUGCAAGAAAAAUCCUAUCAAGAGAAAAGAGAAGAAAUCGCUGAAGGCGGAAUAAUAGAGACACAUUUAGGUGUUUAAUGAAAAAGAGAAACACGCAGUUUGCAGCUGAGCGAGUUAGAUGAACUUCUACGGUAUAGAUAGAACAUCCAGAUAGCGUGAUGUCUCGACCGAGUUCUGAUUCUAAAUUAAAAUAUAUAAGGAUUCGUGUAAAUACUUCGUUGUGCGUUGCAAUAAUCUAUGCAGUGCUCUUAUACUCUCUUCAUUUACGUUCAAACAUCUGUAUAUAACAUAUUGCCACGGAUCGUUACAGCAAUAUUGCGCAUGGUGUGUGAAUGUGCCAUAUAUAAUAUAUAUAUAAUAUAUAUAACAUAUUAACAUAAAGUUCAAAUAUGUACAGAAAGCUUGUUACGCGAUUAACAACGUUGCAUUUCCUUUUAAGAUAGUCUCGAUAUAGCUGUUGAAUAAAAGCUGAUCGUUGGCACGUA
This is a messenger RNA of Vollenhovia emeryi, 1632 nucleotides long. Its product is annotated as thioredoxin-related transmembrane protein 2 homolog. The coding region runs from base 396 to 1202 and encodes 268 amino acids. Gene Ontology annotation, cellular component: membrane-bounded organelle. Gene Ontology annotation, molecular function: disulfide oxidoreductase activity. The record is from RefSeq and is a predicted model, not a curated record. NCBI's taxonomy places the organism in Eukaryota, Metazoa, Arthropoda, Insecta, Hymenoptera, Formicidae. The transcript is spliced from 5 exons.